UAAUCGUAUCUAAUGGCGGUAAAGGACGAUGAUUGACGACUGCAAAGAAACUAUCUUGCCGUGCCCGGGAGCCAUAUUAUGACGUAUUCAUGUGAGCCUUUAUAUACAAGUGAAAUUCAUAUCCUUAGAAAAUUUCUUCUUAAUUGAAUUGGAAAAAAUCACAAUGGAGCAUGAUAAUAAUCAAUAAUAAUAUUAUGUAUUUGCAAUAAUAGUAACUCAAAUUAGAAGAGAAUUCCUCAGAUUAAAUUAAUGCAUAAAGAUAUCAAGAUACCGACAAUCUGGAAUUAAUCAGCAUAUACUUAAAUUUUUUCGAACUAGUAUUACGUUGAUCGCAGUUGAGUCAAUAGUGAAAUAUCAUUUUUAGAAUUAGAUUCUGUUCUAACUAGGCUAAAGUAGAUUAAAGUGUACCAAAAAUAUAGAAUUUUAAAUGUUGAAUUUUAAACUCUUCUCGAAAACGAUAAUCUUCUCAAAUAAUAUCAUCUUUUGUCUAUUACUUAAUAAAAAUGGACGACCAAAGAUGACAAAUAAUAAUAGAAAAAGUUUUCUAUACGAGAAAUUACUUUUUCCAAUAAACUAUCAUAAAUCUCGAGUACUAAUAAAUAUUACUCGGAAAUAUUAACAAGAGACAUUGAUGAAAUGUCUUAUAUUUUAUCAAGAUAUAUCAAUUUACCGUUAUGUGAACGAAAUACACAAAAAAUCUUUAAUUCUAUAAAUUUAAAUAUUAGAAAAAGUUCAUUAUGGUGGAAGUGCCAAGGAUCAAGAAUAGGAUAUAAUCAGAAGAAUAGGAUAUUUUAUAAAAUAAAUAUGCCUUUAAAAUAUUAUACAUAUUGGAAUAUAAUGUUCCAAAAGGAGAAAAAUGGAGAUCAGUAUCGCUUAUAGUCGCAUAUAAAUUGCUGGCGUCUCAAGAUCAAUUAACGAAAGAAAAUAUUCGUUUAGCUCGUAUUUUAGCUUGGUGUAUAGAAAUAAUGCAUGCAGUUCACAUAGUGAUGAAUGAUAUUGUAGAUCAUGCAGACAUGCGACGAAAUCAACCAACCUGGCAUGUAAAAGUUGGAUUAGGUGCAAUUAAUGAUGCUUUAAUUAUGGAAACAUGUAUACAGAAGCUUCUUGAGAAACAUUUUAAAUUGAAAAAUUGUUAUGUAGAACUCAUGAAUAUAUUCUGGAAAUAUAAUAAAAAAACAGGGCAUGGUCAUCGUCUAGAUAUUUUUAUAUCAACAAAUUGGAGGAAGAAGGCGAAUUUUGAUCUUUUUUCAAUGGACCGAUACAAUACUUUAGUAAAAUAUAAAAUGUCUUACUUAUCAUUCAUAUUUCCAUUCAGUUUUACUAUGCGUUUCGCUGGCGUAAUCGAUUCAGAAAUGCAUAGAGAAGCAGAAAAAAUUCUGUUAAAAAUAUGUCAUUUUUACCAAGUACAAAAUGAUUUUUUGAAUUAUUACAGUAAAAAAAAAAUCGGAGGAAAAAGUGAAACUGAUAUACAAGAAGGAAAAUGUACGUGGCCCAUUGUGAUUGCAUUGGAGCGAGCUACAGCCGAACAAAAAAGAAUUUUAAGAGAAUGUUAUGGAAUAGCUGAUAAAGAAAAAGUAAAACGUGUGAAAGAAAUUUAUGACAAGAUAGGUAUAUCGAAUAUCUAUUUUGAUUACGAAGAAGAAACGCAUAAUUUAUUGAAUGCAUGUAUACAACAAUUAUCUUCGAAACUUCCAACUGAAUACUUUUUAUAUUUACUCGUUACAUCAUGUAGAAAAAUAGGACGAAAAGAUUAAUUGGAGAUAUUCAAAAAAUGUGGGAACACAUCCGAUUAUCGAGAAAUUUUUAAGAUAAUAUCAAGUGAUGUUUUUUUUUACAAAAAUUUUCUUUAUUAUUUUCGAUAUUAUUAACGAAUAUUUAACAAAAAAUAUUGUCUUAUUCUAUAUCUUAGAGUAUAUGAUCUAAGCGCGAAGUAGUGUUGGCUACAUGUUGAUUGAACACGAUAUAUAUAUAAUAACCCAACACAUCAAAAAAACUGUUACAUGUAACAAAUACGUGUUUACAAAUAUUUCUAUUUACUAAUAAAAAAUACAUAUUUUGAGUAAAAA
This is a messenger RNA of Apis mellifera (honey bee), 2066 nucleotides long. Its product is annotated as farnesyl pyrophosphate synthase-like. Bases 966 to 1754 code for a protein of 262 amino acids. Gene Ontology annotation, molecular function: (2E,6E)-farnesyl diphosphate synthase activity; dimethylallyltranstransferase activity. NCBI's taxonomy places the organism in Eukaryota, Metazoa, Arthropoda, Insecta, Hymenoptera, Apidae. Gene Ontology annotation, cellular component: cytoplasm. Gene Ontology annotation, biological process: trans, trans-farnesyl diphosphate biosynthetic process. The record is from RefSeq and is a predicted model, not a curated record. The transcript has 7 exons.